AGUACCCAACUAGCUUGAGUAGCACAUUCCUUGCACAUCCACAGAACUCGAUCAUGGCGGCCGUUCCUCCUAAUGUCGAGGUCUCCAUUGUCCCUGCACCCACUACAUACAGAAAGACUAUCCUCCGCAACCUGUGGUUGGGCCGCACUGGUGAUGACACCCAGAAAUCCCUUCUUGAGGUGGCCAAGUUUGGGCAUUACGUUGUUGUCAACUGGACCGUAUUUGAAGGAGAGGGCAACGGGGCGAAGCUAGUCGCCCGUGGACAAGGAAGCACCAUAUGCGCCGGUAGCUGGAUAUCUACUUACGUCAUAGUGUUUGUGGAUGGCAGGUUCAAAGGAUCCACCCUUCAAGUGAUGGGAAACGCCUUGGGUGUUAAUGGUCAGUUGGCUGUUACUGGUGGGACUGGGGAGUUUGCUCUUGCAAGUGGUAUCAUCAAGGUGGAUUUUGACAAACUUACUGGUGUUGACCACCUUACGGUGGAAGUGUAUACACCAGUGUUCUUAGGACCGUGUUAUGCAGCAGCGGAGAAUUAGUCCCUUGGGCCUGAUCUGAUUUACCAGUUGCUCUGAUCAAAAUAAAGUUUUUGACUUAAUCUCA
Messenger RNA from Triticum dicoccoides, 597 nucleotides. Its product is annotated as dirigent protein 6-like. The record is from RefSeq and is a predicted model, not a curated record. Lineage: Eukaryota; Viridiplantae; Streptophyta; Magnoliopsida; Poales; Poaceae. Bases 54 to 533 code for a protein of 159 amino acids. The transcript is spliced from 2 exons.